Messenger RNA from Schistocerca americana (American grasshopper), 830 nucleotides. RefSeq lists its product as uncharacterized. The record is from RefSeq and is a predicted model, not a curated record. Bases 10 to 738 code for a protein of 242 amino acids. NCBI's taxonomy places the organism in Eukaryota, Metazoa, Arthropoda, Insecta, Orthoptera, Acrididae. The transcript is spliced from 4 exons.
AGGUUGUGAAUGCAUAUAACAAUGUUUGUGCAGCCGCUGUUGCUUCUCACUAUAAUGAACUCUUUGGUUGCUCAGAAUGCUCAAGGCUUGAUGUGCAGUGACAUGACAUUUCGAGAAGCAGAACAGCAGCAUGGUGCUGAAAUAACUGGUCUUAAUACCAGCUGUAAUGUAGCACAGCUAGUUAGUUCAGGCCUGUUGGCCUUGAAGCAACCACAGACCCCAAGCAGCAGGAACAGGGAUGGAAGUGGUGGCAACACAGUGGCAGCUGUAUUUCGAUUACUUGGUUUGGAGCCUUCACGUCUUCGAGCAGUCACUCUCAAUUCUCUUCUUUUUAUUGCACAGCUUAUCAGCAAUUUCUUCAUCCAACAAGGAGCACCCAAAAAUACUGGGAAGCAAGGAAAAAAACAUCAAGAUUCUCUGCUGCCAUGGAUCCUGCAGAAUCCUACAGUUCAGAAGUUUGUGCCAUCUGUAAAGGAUCAGUCCCUGGCUGAUCGUGUUAUGGAUGCUGUAAAUGGUCACAUUUCACAGUACGCCAAUCUGACAUGCCCUCAGCUGCUUAUUUGUAGACUCAUGCCAUUCAUUCAUGGCAUGCAGAGGUCUGUGAUUCCCCUUCUAUCAGAAGCAGACUUUUACUCCAUGACAGGGAUAAAUAUUUUCUUCAGCAGUCUCCCUGAGGAAAAAGAAAUGGAAGACAUCGCAGAUAAAUGUGGUCUGCAGUACCCAGGAUGUGUGUAUUAAUAUUUAAUAGAUACUGGAAAGAAAACACAUUUUAUAAACUAAACUUGAUGGAGUAAUGACAAUAUUAUGAAAUGGAUAGAUUGCUACUCACC